AAAUCCGUUAACAUUAGUCACAUGUAGGUGUCAUUUUAUAUGUGUGACCACGGCCAUUACUGCCCAUGUUAGCUGUAGGAAUAGCCGGACGAUCUAGCGCAUCGUAUGUAUCAUAUGAACUGAAGCCAAGGAUUUCGGAUUCUCCGUUCCCGCCUUUGGAAGAUGGCAAGUUGCGGCUAUACAGUAUGAGGUUUUGUCCGUUCGCCCAGCGCACACGGCUCGUCCUGGCUCACAAGAAUAUCCCAUUCGAAACGGUAAACAUUAAUCUUAAAAGUAAACCGAACUGGUUUCUGGAAAAGAACCCUUCUGGCACUGUUCCGACCAUAGAAAAGAACGGCCAGAUAGUAUACGAGUCAGCCAUUUGUAACGACUUCCUGGACGAGACUUACACCGGUAACGCCCUAAUUCCAUCUGACCCUUACCGGAAAGCAAGAGACAGAAUCUUACUGGAACAAUUCGGCAAGGUUGUGGGUGGUUUUUACCAAACGUUGAGAAGCCAGGGCAAGGACGAUGCAGUCAAACAAACCUUUGAAAGCAACCUGGACUUAUUUGAAAAAGAACUUGGCAAAAGGGGUGCUUUCUUCGGAGGAGACUCCGUUUCGAUUUUAGACUUUCUCAUGUGGCCGUUUUUUGAGCGGUGGUGCCUUCUGGAAAUUUUCUGUAAUUACAAACCCAGUCCUGACCGUUUUCCCAAGCUACAUGCCUGGAUUGCCAGGAUGUUCGAACAACCGGCAGUAAAAGCAACCAUGUUCCCACCGAACGUACAUGAAAUUUACAUAAAGUCAUAUAUUUCCGGUGAGGUCCCGGACUACGACUACGGACUCUAGAGACUGAAAAAGGGAAGAAAUACUCUUUUGAUGCAAAGCUUGCUAAAGUCUGCUCUUUUGCUCUGUGAAAUGCAAAC
Molecule: messenger RNA, 904 nt
Organism: Liolophura sinensis
Lineage: Eukaryota; Metazoa; Mollusca; Polyplacophora; Chitonida; Chitonidae
Product: glutathione S-transferase omega-1-like
Exons: 5
Coding region: 66-827 (253 amino acids)
Biological process (GO): glutathione metabolic process
Cellular component (GO): cytoplasm
Molecular function (GO): glutathione dehydrogenase (ascorbate) activity; glutathione transferase activity
Source: RefSeq, a predicted model, not a curated record